GUCUGAACCGGAAGUGCACGUUGCUCUGGAAAAAAAUAUCUAUGAAAAUCUUUGGUGAUUUUGCUAUUUUUUGUGGGAGUUCGAGAGCAUUCACAGUUGGUUUGAACAGACACAUCAAAACUACUGUGGGCAAAGGGAGAAUCAGGACACGCCUUUUUACUUUAACAUUCCAGCCGCUGAAAGUCAUGUCAGCCGCUAGCUCCACCUAUAGGCCAAAACCACUUGUGUUUAGUGGUCCAUCUGGCUCUGGAAAGAGUACACUGGUGAAGAAGCUUAUGGGAGAAUACAAAGACUGCUUCGCAUUCAGUGUUUCGCAUACAACAAGGAAGCCAAGACCUGGAGAGCAGGAUGGAAAGGACUACCAUUAUGUGAGCAAGGAGUCUAUGGAAGUAGCAAUAAACAAUGGAGAAUUCAUAGAGAGUGCAUGUUUCUCAGGGAAUCUCUACGGCACUAGCAAGAAGGCGGUGGAAGAGGUAGCAAAGACUGGAAGAAUAUGUAUACUAGAUAUUGAUAUGCAAGGAGUCAAAAGUGUCAAGAAAACAGAUCUUAAUCCUAGAUAUAUUUUUAUAAAACCACCAAGCUUUGAAAUUCUGGAGAGUAGGUUACGUGGCAGGGGAACUGAAAAUGAAGAUAGUUUGAACAAAAGACUCACUACAGCCAAGGAGGAACUAGUCUAUGCUGAACAGAAGGGAUCCUAUGACUUUAUCAUCAUAAAUGAUGACCUAGAAACUGCCUAUGCACGCUUAAAAGCUAUAUUAAAUGAGGAUAUAGAAAAUUUACAAAAGAGUCGGCAAUCUUAGAUUUGGAUAUAAAUCAAGUACAAAGCAAUCUAGUGAACUCAGACAGUUAAAUAAGUAUAAAUACCAUAUCUGCUCUAGGAUAAAUACCAUAUUUGGUCUUGGAUAAAUACCAUAUCUGGUCUAGGAUAAAUACCAUAUCUG
Messenger RNA from Owenia fusiformis, 941 nucleotides. The record is from the annotation of a GenBank genome assembly. Lineage: Eukaryota; Metazoa; Annelida; Polychaeta; Sabellida; Oweniidae.